Molecule: messenger RNA, 470 nt
Organism: Carica papaya (papaya)
Lineage: Eukaryota; Viridiplantae; Streptophyta; Magnoliopsida; Brassicales; Caricaceae
Product: Late embryogenesis abundant (LEA) hydroxyproline-rich glycoprotein family
Biological process (GO): defense response to other organism
Cellular component (GO): plasma membrane; plasmodesma
Source: RefSeq, a predicted model, not a curated record
CCAUGGAAGAAACCCAAACUCCACCUGCACCUGACGAGCACAAAAAACACAAUAUGGGUGCAGAAACGCCGUCAACCGCCCCAGACCCUCGUCGUAUCUUCUGUACUUUCCUCGCUAUCUUCCUCCUCCUCGCCGGCGUCACCGCCCUCACCGUCUGGCUCGUCUACCGUCCCCACAAGCCCCAAUUCAUGGUGGUCGGUGCCGCCAUCUACGAACUCAACACCACAUCACCACCCUUCAUCUCCACCUCCGUGCAGUUCACCCUCCUCACCAGGAAUCCAAACAAGAGAGUCUCCAUCUUCUACGACAGGCUGUCGGCCUAUGUUGCGUAUCGGAACCAGGCAAUAACCCCGCCGGUGGCUUUACCUCCUCUCUAUCACGAGACGAGGAGCACCGUUUCGCUCUCUCCGGUGAUGGGUGGCAGUGAGGUGCCCGUGUCGGCAGAGGUGGCCAACGGGCUGUUGACCGAU